This is a messenger RNA of Ceratosolen solmsi marchali, 2564 nucleotides long. RefSeq names its product Cap methyltransferase 1 (gene Cmtr1). Gene Ontology annotation, molecular function: nucleic acid binding; protein binding; methyltransferase cap1 activity. Gene Ontology annotation, biological process: methylation; 7-methylguanosine mRNA capping. Gene Ontology annotation, cellular component: nucleus; cytoplasm. NCBI's taxonomy places the organism in Eukaryota, Metazoa, Arthropoda, Insecta, Hymenoptera, Agaonidae. The coding region runs from base 321 to 2558 and encodes 745 amino acids. The transcript is spliced from 3 exons. The record is from RefSeq and is a predicted model, not a curated record.
UUUAUAUUAAUGUUAGUUUUUGUUUAGAUUCCAGUUACAAUGACAGCUAUCACGAUGGGAAAGAAGAUCCUCGUGACAUUGAAUCGUCCGACAUUCAAUGUUUUUAUGACAAAAAUUAUCUUAAUGAUAAAUUCGACGAUGAAUUAGAAGAAAAAUCACAAAGUUCAUAUUAUCACGACCAUAGCUUAUCUGAUUACAAGGAUGAUGUUUCAAAACAACAAAAUGAUUCUUUGAAAGCCAGUACAACCAGUAGUACAGACUUUGAAGAUGUGGAAGAAAACAGUGAAUCGCCGUCAAAAACUGGAAGCGUUGCAGAACGUAUGAUGAAAAAAUGGGGUUUUGAAACGGGAAAAGGCUUGGGUAGAGCACUUCAAGGUAGAUCAGAACCAAUAUCGGCGUCUACGCAAAAGGGUCGUCGAGGUUUAGGACUUAAAUUAAAAGAAUUGGAGAAAGCUCAUAUUGAGUUUAAACCAGAGGACGAAGUUAUACAGGUACAAGAAGAAAUUACGUGGCUUCAAAAUGACUAUAAAAUUUUGCCGUCUUCUGAAGAAAUAAUCGAUUGGCAAAAUAAUAGAAUAGAAGGAGAAAGAAAAAAUACCAUAAAUAACGAAACAAUUUUUUGUGAUGAAAUUCUUGUUUUAAAUGUUGUUAAUUCAAAGUCAGUCUUUGCGAGGCUUGAUAAAACCGAAAUGCGUGAAGCAAGAACAAGAUCAAAUCCUUUUGAAACGAUUCGAGGAUCAAUUUUUCUCAAUAGAGCCGCUGUCAAAAUGGCUAAUAUAGACAAAGCUUGUAAUUUUAUGUUCACCGAGCCACCUAACGUUAAGUCAAACGAGUUACUCUAUUUUGCAGAUGUUUGUGCAGGGCCAGGAGGAUUUAGCGAGUAUGUUUUGUGGAGAAAGAAAUGGCACGCUAAAGGCUUUGGUUUCACACUUAAAAAUGAAAAUGAUUUUAAGCUUCAUGAUUUUUACGCUGGCCCUUGUGAGACUUUCCAUCCUUAUUAUGGCCCUAAAAAUGAUGGUAAUGUAUUUGAUCCAGAAAAUCAAAUAGCUUUGAAGGACUUAAUAAUGUCACAAACAGAAAAUAUGGGAGUUCAUUUUAUGAUGUCCGAUGGAGGUUUUUCAGUAAAAGGACAAGAAAAUCUGCAAGAAAUACUUUCAAAGCAAUUAUAUCUUUGCCAAUGCUUAGUAGCGUUGAUGAUUGUCAGGGUUAAUGGUCACUUUGUUACAAAGGUAUUUGAUUUAUUUACUCCAUUCAGUGUUGGACUUGUUUACAUAAUGUAUCGCUGUUUCAAAAGAAUUAGUAUUUUUAAACCAAAUACCUCUAGACCAGCUAAUUCUGAACGAUACUUAAUAUGCGAAGGAAAAUUACCUAACGUUGGUCAUAUAAUUGAUUAUCUAUUUAAAACCAAUAAAAGAUUAUUAGAAAAUAGCAAAACAAAUGACAUUCUUGAAUUAAUACCAGUAGAAAAACUAUUAUCGGACAAUAAAUUCUUUGAUUAUGUAAAAAGUUCUAAUGAACUAAUAGCUCAAAGACAAAUUAUUGGCCUGAAAAAGAUAGCUGCUUACACAGAAAAUAAAAAUCUAAUUGAAAGUAAGCAAGCAAUUAUGCGAGAACAAUGUUUAAAAUACUGGGGGUUACCCAAUCAAGCACGUACUGUACCACGUCGCAUAGAUCCCCUUACAAAAGCACAAAUGUUAUUACAAGAUGCAUUAAGUGUAUUAGAAAAAAGCUCCUAUAAAUACGCUACAAAGCUUUCAGCAGAAAAUGUAAAAAGUACAGUGUUGCUUAAUCACUGUAAUUGGUAUUGCAUGCCUAGUUCGUGUGGACCAAAUUCUCCAGUAGAGAAUUAUACAACAUUUUAUUUAGGAAUGGGACGGUCUCAAAUAUAUAAAUAUACCGAUAGAGGCCAUUGGGAACAAGUUAAUGAUCUAUUAAUUGAAUUACCACGCAAAACUUUAAUUUAUGCAGAAAUGGUUGCAGAAAUGAGAAGAGAAGAGCGAAGUUUAACAAAAACUUACGGGUUACAUAUUUUUGAUGCUUUUGUAUUAGGAGGACAAAAUAUAUCUGGAGAAUAUUUCAUUGAUAGGUUAGAGCUUAUAGAAUUAUUUUGCAAAGCACUUUGGAAACCAAUAGACAGAAGGUUUGGUUCAGUACGAGUAAAGGAAUUUUUUCCAAUUAAUUGUGAUAUUGCCAAAAAUUUAACUGUUAAAAUAAAAAUUAUGAAAAAUGGUACGAAAGCAAACGGAUACUAUCCAAAAAAGUAUUCCUAUGAAAAUGAUAAUGACGAGGCAUAUUACUAUGUUUUAAGAAGCAUUGUAUUUUUCAAAAACACAAUACACCCUUGGACCUGCCACUAUAGCUCUCAUAAACAACAAAUGUAUUUUUAUAACCAAAUAAACAACGAUUCUCUAUGGAAAUUACCAAGUGUAGGAAUAGCUAAUUUUGCCCAAACAAUACAAACGCGAAUAAUUUGGAAUUGGGCAUCAGAUAAAUUACUCGAUAUGAAUAAGUUUAUCGAACUUUUAAAUACAACCAGUAAAUCCUUUAAAAAGACCUAAUUAAUU